AUGGAUGAACCUGUAAAUUUAUUUAAUUAUCUAGUCGGUGAUCUUAAAGCUGUAGAUAAGAAUGGAAUGAAUGCAUUAAUGUGGGCUUCUCUGUGUGGAGCUUAUGAAAAAGUGGAUGAGUUCAUUAAUAAGGGAUAUGAUAUUAAAGCUGUAGAUAAAGAUGGAAGGAAUGCAUUAAUGUACGCUUCUGGGAGUAGAAAUACUAAAACAGUAGAGUUGUUAAUUAAUAAGGGAAGUGAUAUUAAAGUUGUAGAUAAAGAUGGAAAAAAUGCAUUAAUGUACGCUUCUGAGAAUGGAAAUGAUAAAACUGUAGAUUUGUUAAUUAAUAAGGGAAGUGAUGUUAAUGCUGUAGAUAAAGAUGGAAAGAAUGCUUUAAUCUACGGUUUAAACUGUACAUAUAAUUUCUACAAUUUUGAUUGUUUUAUUAAAAAUCAGUCUUAUGCCAGAUUUCUAGCUGACAAAAUCUCUGGUUAUUUGAUAAAAUCUGGAGCUGAUGUUAACUUUAUUGACAAAAAUGGAUGGAGUGCGUUGAUGUACGCUGCCGGAAAGGGAGCUAAGCGAGCAGUUGAGCUCUUAGUGAAAUCUGGAUGUGAUGUUCUAGCCGUGAAUAAAGAUGGAAACAAUGCAUUAGCUAUAGCGUCAAAAUAUGGCUUCAAAGAUAUUGUUGAGUUUUUGAGCUCCUUGCACAACACAAAUGUCAUUGUUGAAACUAAACAACACGUGGAUCGUGUUAAGUGUUUGGUAAAAUCCCAACCGUCAAAAGAAGAUGACAUAGUCAAGCAGGUGAUUGGCCUUGACAUAUCAGAAGACCUGGUCAAGAAAACUCUACAGAAAAGGCUGGAAGAUAAAGGCACAACGUUUGAGAGUGCAGAAGCCCUGAUUGAGUCCAUACUAAAAGACAACUUCAGUAGGCCCAGCGCGUCCUUAUCUGGUGACCCCCUGGUCUCAACUCAAUUAAAGAAGGGCAAUACAGAGGUGAAGGAGCUGCUACGGUGUAGAAACUGCUAUAAUGUAGAAGUGGAUACAAAAUUUGAACCUUGUGGUCAUCUGACUUGUAGCAACUGUGGUUUUGAUGUUGACGAUUGCCCAAUCUGCGAAUCUCCUAUUAAAGCAAAAAAAAAUCUUUCUUAUAUAGUAAUACUAGCUCUCAUUAUCAAGAACAUAAUCUCUGAAGAUGAUAUGCAGCAAGUGAAUUCAAAACCAACACGUACAGAGCGGACCGAAGCUCUGCUUAAUUUGAUUCUUCGUGCGGGACCCAGACGGGCGUUUCCCGAGUUUAUAAAUUCUCUAAGGAAAGAUUAUCCACAGGUGGUGGAUAGGUUACACAAGUAUGACGAUGAAAUAUAUAGAUAA
Messenger RNA from Physella acuta, 1353 nucleotides. RefSeq names its product ankycorbin-like. Gene Ontology annotation, molecular function: protein binding. Gene Ontology annotation, biological process: regulation of apoptotic process. The record is from RefSeq and is a predicted model, not a curated record. Lineage: Eukaryota; Metazoa; Mollusca; Gastropoda; Physidae.